Molecule: messenger RNA, 1082 nt
Organism: Mytilus trossulus (common blue mussel)
Lineage: Eukaryota; Metazoa; Mollusca; Bivalvia; Mytilida; Mytilidae
Exons: 2
Coding region: 131-826 (231 amino acids)
Source: RefSeq, a predicted model, not a curated record
UUGUUUUGGUAUAAGGUUACAGGAUUCGUAAAAUCGUAAUUUUAAUAACUAGAAGAACAAAUUAUAAUGGUUACCUAGAUCAUAACGGGAAAGGAAAAUCAGUUUUGUGGAGGAAAAUAGAGGGACCAUUAUGACAACGAAAAUCAAACCCAUACGUCAAAUUGAGGAUUUGACUAAAAAGAUAGAAUGUCCGCAAAAAAUACAAAACCUCUUAUCUAAAGAGGCUGGAGAAACAAUGUACAACCAUCACACAAUGCUACAUGCCGAAAAGGAACGAGAGAAGAAAAUAGCGCAAAGUGAUGAGGAUGGUGAUACCAAAAUAAUACAUGCUGGUAGCCUCCCAACCAUGCGAAUUGAUAUCCGACCCGUAACUGCUCCCGGAAAGGUGUCUCCAUCUAACCAACCAAAGCCAAAUAUGCCUGCUCGACCACAAACUGUGCAAGAGGAACGUCAUCCAAACGAUUCAAAACGUCCGAAAACAUCAAAAGGAAAAACUGCAUGGGGAAAUGCUUUCCAAAAAAUAAAAAUAGUUCAAAGUAUAUCUGGGGGAAUACAGAUUGAAGGUGCAAGACCUAGUCGAUUGCAAAGACGACAGCCGACAUAUCAAUCGCCGCCAUAUGCAUUCAUUAAACCUAAAAAGAUAGACGUUAAGCAACCUGAUUUUUCUUUGAAACAAGCACAGUUCUGGGCCGAAAAGUUUAAGGAGUUAACAAAAUUGUGGGAAAAAGAUGGACCCUUGAAAAAACGACUUCGAGAUAUUUUACCAAGGCCCGAAUACCGUUCAAAUAGAAACUUUUCUCCAGCACAUCACAGAUAUACUAUGUGACGAGUUCAUGAAAAAUCAUGGAGCAAAAUAUAAGUGGGCUUUCAUUAAAACUGAUUCUCCAAUGGCAGACGAAGAAUCGGACAGGAGAUUAAAUUAUGUACCAAUACGACAUUUUGAACUGGCGGAAAUACAGGAUGACAUGCAUAAGCGUCAAAGAGAAAUAAGUAUGAUCUUACAACGAAGCAAUACCAUUCAUCGAGAAGUACAAUCUUUAACUAGACUUAAAAAGCAGAUUUACGAACCGGAUGUCUAGUUG